AUGGCUAGUCAGGCAAUUGGCGACAACGCCAUUAAUACAGAACCCUCAACCGCUGCUAUCGAUGCUAAGAAUCGUGCUUCCAUCACUUCUGGGCCUGCACCUGCAAGCUUAAAGAACAAUGAUAUUGCUCUAUUGGCGAACAAUAGGAGAUGGUUCAGCUGGCAUGAACCUGGGACUUCACCGGAGGAAAAGAAGCUCAUUUUCAAGCUUGAUUGGUUCAUGUUGAGUUUUGCGUGUCUGAUGUUUUUCAUCAAGCAGCUUGAUCAAAACAACAUUUCCAAUGCUUAUGUAUCUGGAAUGGCGGAUGAACUCGGCUUUGGCCCUGGAAACGAACUCUCGUGGAUGAACACCUAUUUCUCUAUUGGGACGAUCCUUGGCGGUCUCGUGUCCAACUUGAUCAUCACUGUUUUGCGCCCUCGAAUUUGGCUCUUAAGCUGCCUCAUAACCUGGUCCAUCUUCGUCCUGGCUCUGUUUAAAUGCAACCACGCUUAUCAAUUUUAUGUACUCCGCUUUUUUAUCGGUGUGUUUGAGUCUGCCGCUUGGCCUGGUGUCAUGUACUGCUUAGGCUCCUGGUAUCGCAAGAGCGAGUUGGCGCGCCGAAGCGGGCUGUUCGUCAUGAGCGGUGUUAUUGGCCAGAUGUUCUCUGGAUAUCUGCAAGCUGCUUUGUUUACUGGUAUGCAUGGCAAAGGCGGCAUGUCCGCUUGGCGAUGGCUAUUUGUCUUCGAUUUCAUCCUUGCUAUCCCAGUUGCGGCCUAUGGAUUUAUCACUUUCCCUGAUACUCCACAUACCACAAGAGCCUUCUAUUUUAAUGAAUGGGAAAGGGAAAGGUCCCGCCAGCGUAUCGAGGAAGAGGGUCGCAAGCCUGUGGGAAAGAUGGACUGGAGUGUUAUACGUCGAAUCUUUGGAUCAUGGCAGGUCUAUUCAUUCACGGCAGCAUACUCUUUCUGGACUUUGACAUGUGGAAGUUACGUGAUGCAAUACUUCGGAAUUUACUUGAAGAAGACCGGCUGGUACACGGUACCAGAGAUCAAUAACAUCCCGACCUGUAUCGGCGCCGUCAACUUUGUCGUCAUGGUAUCAACAGGCUAUAUCGCCGAUAAGCUCGGAGGACGUGCUCUGGUCUGUGGCGUUGUAGGAUGCUGGAUGAUUCUCAACUACUCCAUUCUCACAGCUUGGGACGUUCCUCACAAGCUUCGAAUGGCGGCUUUCAUCAUGCACGGCUGCUACGGAUGCUUCACGCCUCUAAUUGCAGGAUGGGCCAACGAGGCCUGUGGUGGAGACCAGCAGAAACGUGCUUUUGUACUAAGCUUCAUGGUUUCGGUUGGAUCUGCGGUGGUCAUUCCCUUUCAACAGAUUCAGAUGGCAUCUGGUCAGGCUCCUGAGUUUGCAAAGACGCAUGGAUGGGGAAGUGCACUAGCCUGGGUUGUGGCUUUGACACUGUGGACUGGUGUCGGUCUACCACUGGUGCAGCGAUGGAGGCAGAAGGAGGUUAUAGUGACCAACCGAGAGGAUGAGGUGACUGAGGUCUAG
Messenger RNA from Fusarium fujikuroi IMI 58289, 1530 nucleotides. Its product is annotated as related to transporter protein. Bases 1 to 1530 code for a protein of 509 amino acids. Gene Ontology annotation, molecular function: transmembrane transporter activity. The transcript has 4 exons. Gene Ontology annotation, biological process: transmembrane transport. The record is from RefSeq and is a predicted model, not a curated record. NCBI's taxonomy places the organism in Eukaryota, Fungi, Ascomycota, Sordariomycetes, Hypocreales, Nectriaceae. Gene Ontology annotation, cellular component: membrane.